AUGUCCAAGACCGCAUCUAAACAAACAGGCAACAAGGCAUCUGGGGAAUUGCCUUCCGAGGCCCCAGAUGGCCAAGUUUACGACUCGUCAUACACUACUGAGGGGCGGAAAGAUUCUGACGCCAUUCCAGUCUUGAAGGAUGAUGAGAACAUCGAAGAUCCUAUUGAUCCUGAGGAUGCCGACUCCGAUAAGCAACUAGCGCGCGAUGAGGCAGAAGCUAUUGAUCAGAAAAAUGUGUUAAAUGAUAGGACUCGGAAAGAGAAGCCGAGAGGCUCUUAUACUGAGCCGACUGAUGAGGAAAUGGGUCUUACUGAGGAAGCGUAG
This is a messenger RNA of Daldinia vernicosa, 324 nucleotides long. RefSeq lists its product as uncharacterized. The transcript has 2 exons. The record is from RefSeq and is a predicted model, not a curated record. Bases 1 to 324 code for a protein of 107 amino acids. NCBI's taxonomy places the organism in Eukaryota, Fungi, Ascomycota, Sordariomycetes, Xylariales, Hypoxylaceae.